Molecule: messenger RNA, 246 nt
Organism: Arctia plantaginis
Lineage: Eukaryota; Metazoa; Arthropoda; Insecta; Lepidoptera; Erebidae
Source: the annotation of a GenBank genome assembly
AUGGGCAAGUCGUACUCCAAAACAGAGGACAAGGACGAGACCAUUUCCCAAAAUGCGUCGGAAGGUUCUAAUACGGAAGUUUCAUCACAAGAAAUCCUGAUUGAAAGUGCAGCUUUAGCGGAAGAAGAAAAAGACGUAGAAGAUAGCGAUUUGGGGCAGCCAUCAAUUUCGCAAACACCAAAACCACUGACAUCCCGUCGUCAUCCUGCUACCGAUAUAGCGGAGCGGCUCAUGACAGAAAACUGA